AUGCCUCGGCGACCCUCGUGCUUAACAUGUCGAUCGCGAAAAGCCAAGUGCGAUCGCCUUCUUCCACGGUGUUCCACCUGUGUUAAGCUCAACCGUUCAUGCCUGACUCCUGAACGAAAAUGUGAAUUUGUUUGGCUACAUUUCGGAGCCAACGAUAUUUUGAAGCACGGAGCCAAUUUUGACGAUGGGCAGCAGGAUCGUGGGUUUAAGUUCAGCUCUGGUAGGGAUUCAUUACUUUCCAAUGAUGAGCGUGCUAGACAUACUGCACAAAUCAUUUCGUCAACUUCAAAUACCUCUCUGAACGCAAUCUUGGAACAGAUAGAUGUGCAAAGUACCAAGGUGAACAUUACAACUUUCAACCACGGCCCCUUUGGCGUGUUUCAAGUUGAGAAUAACACCAAGAAAGAAGUUGAAGAACUUGAAUCCGUGAUCUCUGGCAAUAGGAAAGCAAGAUCAGAUACGGCUGAGAGCCGUGAUGUGGAUAAUUUGAAUUUGUCCCUCAAUGUGGAUGAAUAUCCAGAUUUCGACUUGGAUCCCCAACUAUGGGAAAACGAACAGACCGUACUAGGAUCAGGUCAAGGAGACCUCCUAGAGCUGUUUCUACAAGAGUCUGACGAUUAUUCUAAUGACUUUGUUACCAGUGAUGAGCAUCCUUAUGGUUCAAUCAUUGCGAUGCCAACGGCAUUUGCUACAGAUUUCUCCGAUCUUGAUAUGAAGUCCAUCGGACACCUCCUCGAUCGUUACCGCAACAGUCUUAUAACAAGCUUUCUUCCCGUUAGGAAAUAUCAUACGUCUCCAUGGGAGUCUAUUCACGUACCCAAAGUCCAUGAAGCAUUGGGAGAGGCUAUGGUUUCAGGAGAAGUGACCCAUGCCAAGAUGGGUCUUUUCUUUGCUGUCUUAGGUGCCAGUGCAUUUCACCUACAUAUGCAGACGUACAACAUGGGAAUGUACGACCAAAGGUGGAAGGUGCUCGGGGAAAACUUCCGAUUGCGAGCUCGAAAAAGACUUCGAUUGUCUCUGGCUAACCUCUCAACGACUAUGCCAGCUGAGCAGGUUGCGGAUACCAUACUUGCGUUCACGAGCAUGUAUACUAUCAGCGUUGUUAGUGCGCAGUUGGAAGAUACAUAUAUCUACCUUAGAGAAAUCAACCGCUUGAUUGCUAUAUAUGGAAUGGAGCUAAGUCGCAUAUCAACAACACUACGAAUCUUGCACAACAUAUUCUAUUAUAUACAAACUAUGCAAGAUACAGUGGGAGUUUUCAGUGGUGGAAACCUUAUUCGAUCCCCAUCUUUACGUGCAAAACGGAGUAUCCUCGUUGACUCAGUCAAUAGUGACUCGGGUCACUGGAGUUUAAAGGGUUUCCCUUCCAGCGACACAGCGAGUUCAAUCCUAGAUGCCUGCGUUUGCGAAGACGACAGUAGCAGUCAGUCAUUAUUUGAGCGCGUAUUUUCAGUUCCGAUCUCCUUGUUUCAGCUGAUAUCGCGUGUCACGGCUCUGGUACAUGAGACUGAAGAAGUCGCCAACAAUGGAACAACGCACACCAACCUUUCGUCGCUGUCGUACACAGUCAACCAACUAGAAACGGAAAUUUGGGACUGGAAUGCGAACGUUUCAAGUACAUCAAAAGAUGCUUUAUCACCAAGUCCCACGACUUGCCUACACGAAAUCCCAUUCUCCUCACCAGCGCCAUUAGACACUAGAAACCAGCCCAUUGAAUCGCCAUUACACCACUACAUCGAAGCAAUGCACUCUGCGGUCCUAGUAUAUUUCUACCGCUGUGUCCGCAAAGUCGACCCCUUAAUGAUCCAACACCUCGUCGACAAAGUAGUAGAGUCUCUAACACUAUGUACGGAACUGAGACAACAGUCAAACGAUCCAUCAUCGGAUACAUGCUGGGCAUUAUUUGUUGCUGGCUGUGAGGUACUCAACCCGGCAACCCGGAAACGAGUCAAAGACCUUUUCGCCAUAGAAAGAUCCCGCACGGGAAUACGUAUGUUUGAGAAGGCGAGUCAGGCUGCGAUGGAGGUGUGGUCUGUUCGAGACCGGCGGAAGAAUCGGCAUUUGAGUUGGUCGACGGUGUUGAAGGAGAGUAAUAUGUUGGAUGGAUUGAUGAUUAGUUGA
Talaromyces marneffei is the source of this 2121-nucleotide messenger RNA. RefSeq lists its product as uncharacterized. Gene Ontology annotation, cellular component: nucleus. The transcript is spliced from 4 exons. Bases 1 to 2121 code for a protein of 706 amino acids. NCBI's taxonomy places the organism in Eukaryota, Fungi, Ascomycota, Eurotiomycetes, Eurotiales, Trichocomaceae. Gene Ontology annotation, molecular function: transcription cis-regulatory region binding; DNA-binding transcription factor activity, RNA polymerase II-specific; zinc ion binding. Gene Ontology annotation, biological process: positive regulation of transcription by RNA polymerase II. The record is from RefSeq and is a predicted model, not a curated record.